GUUUUCCCUGCAGCUUUGUUGCUUUUGGUCUCCUAGCUAGGUGGAGUAGGUUAAUUUGUGAUCAGCAUGAGGCUCACGGUGGCAGUCAUCUGCUCCCUGGUCGCCGUCCAGCUGUGGGUAACACUUCUCGCCGGCGAGCUGAAGGUGGGCUACUAUGACGACAAAUGUUCCGGCGUCGAGGACGUCGUCAAGUCGCACGUCAUCAAGGCUAUCAUCCUUAACAGGGGCAACGGCGCCGCCCUCGUCCGCCUCAUCUUCCAUGACUGCUUUGUCAGGGGUUGCGAUGGUUCCGUCCUCCUUGACGCGUCCGGCGUGAACCCUCGGCCGGAGAAGGUGGCGCCGGUGAGCAUCGGGCUGGAAGGAUUCGACAUCCUGCAGGAGAUCAAGGCCGAUCUCGAGAGGAGGUGCCCCGGCGUGGUCUCCUGCGCCGACAUCCUCAUCUUCGCCGCCCGCGACGCCAGCAGCAUCCUCAGCAACGGCCGUGUCCGCUUCGACGUCCCCGCGGGCCGCCUCGACGGCCUCGUCUCCUCCGCCAACGAGGCCCAGGCGGAGCUCCCGGAGCCCACGUUCACCAUCCGGCAGCUCAUCGACAGCUUCGCCCGCAAGAACUUCACCGUCGAGGAGCUCGUCGUCCUCUCCGGCGCGCACUCCGUCGGCGACGGCCACUGCUCCUCCUUCACCGCCCGCCUCGCCGCGCCGCCCGACCAGAUCACGCCAUCCUACCGCAACCUGCUCAACUACAAGUGCUCCCGCGGCGGCGGCGCCGACCCCGCGGUGGUGAACAACGCCCGCGACGAGGACCUCGCCACCGUGGCGAGGUUCAUGCCGGCGUUCGUUGGCAAGCUGCGGCCGGUCAGCGCCCUGGACAACACCUACUACCGCAACAACCUCGACAAGGUGGUCAACUUCAACUCGGACUGGCAGCUGCUGACGCAGGACGAGGCGCGCGGCCACGUCCACGAGUACGCCGACAACGCCGCCCUCUGGGACCACGACUUCGCCGCCUCGCUGCUCAAGCUCAGCAAGCUGCCCAUGCCGGCGGGGAGCAAGGGGGAGAUCAGGAACAAGUGCAGCUCCAUCAACCACCGCUAGUACACUAAUUCAGACACGACUUGCAGGGUUACGUACAAGUAUGUUGACGACCCACUCUCUAUCGAUAUAUACGAGACAAGAGCGACGCUCUGGUGGUACCGGUAGAAAUAAUCUGAACCGUUUAUUCUUCAGAGUAAAUUAGUAAUGUACUGGUACAGAUUAAGGGUAACUUUGAUCUUUCUCUUUCUCUCUUCUAUGUCAAUUUGUUAUCAUCAAUCCCAUGGUCGCUUCCAUGGCUCCGGGCUCCGGCGCACGUCCGU
Molecule: messenger RNA, 1352 nt
Organism: Oryza sativa Japonica Group (Japanese rice)
Lineage: Eukaryota; Viridiplantae; Streptophyta; Magnoliopsida; Poales; Poaceae
Product: peroxidase 2
Biological process (GO): response to oxidative stress; hydrogen peroxide catabolic process
Cellular component (GO): plant-type cell wall; plasmodesma
Molecular function (GO): heme binding; peroxidase activity
Source: RefSeq, a predicted model, not a curated record